Ilex paraguariensis (yerba mate) is the source of this 1477-nucleotide messenger RNA. The record is from the annotation of a GenBank genome assembly. NCBI's taxonomy places the organism in Eukaryota, Viridiplantae, Streptophyta, Magnoliopsida, Aquifoliales, Aquifoliaceae.
GCUAAUAGGGAUGACUGCAUAAUGUACAUUAACAAACAUAUACAUCACCUUCCAUACUUCCAACCUACUUUCAGGAAUUCAUUUUACAUGCCCAAACUUCUCAGUUGAGCACUCCACCACAAUGAGUCAUUUACCUAAUCACUUCAAUCAAAACCAUCCCUAUAAAGAGCAAACGUUAUCACACAACAACAACAAUCGGAGAUUGAACAAGGCAUUCCUUAAUCCAAUGGCUAGAUCUAUACAGUUCAUUUUGUCUUUCUGCUCAUACACGAUCAUUAGAACCAUAAUCCUGACUUCGAUACCGAGGUGUGUACAAUCAAAAACUCUAGAGUCGGACAUUCAAGUUCUUCGUUUCCUCAAGCAGUCAAUCGAUCCCAUCACAAUCUCUUCAUCUUCCUUCCUUAAUACAUGGACUUUCGAGAAUGAUCCAUGUGAGAGCAGUGGGGCACAUUUUCUAGGAAUUUUAUGCACAAUUCCUCAUGAAAAUUCUAGUAGCAGAAUAUCAGCUAUUGAUCUCGAAGGAGAAGGGUUGGAGGGGUUUCUAACAUCAACAAUCGGAAACCUAACAGAGCUCACCACAAUCAAUCUGAGCAGAAACAAGUUCAGAGGGCCAAUACCAAACACUCUCUCCAACUUGGAAAACCUCAACAGACUUGUUCUAGCAGAUAAUUUCUUCAGUGGCAGUAUCCCUAACAGAAUCAACAGACUCUGGAAGCUCGGGAGUAUAGAUUUGUCACGAAACAGGCUUUCCGGUUCAAUCCCUGCCGUGAUUUCUGCAUUUCGGAGCUUGACCCUCUUACGUUUGUCAAACAAUGAGUUGUCAGGUAGAAUCCCAGAGCUCACCGGGCUAUGGCAACUCAGCACAUUGGAUCUUAGUGGUAAUCAGCUCUAUGGAAAUUUACCACAGCUUCCUAUAAGCUUAAGAUCAUUGUUGCUGGGGCACAAUUUGCUUUCGGGGGAAAUUUCAUCUAUAAUGAGGCUACAACAUCUCAAAACAUUAGAUCUGAGCGAUAAUAGGUUUUCUGGUUUGAUAAACCAGGAAAUCAUCACAUUACCUGAGGUUAGUCGCCUUAAUGUUUCCGAAAAUCAGUUCACAACAAUGGCGGUGAUGAGAUCCACCGACAGGAGUACACAGCUUCAAGUGCUUGACAUGCAUGGCAACCGUGUGCAUGGUCACUUGCCUGCAAACUUGAUCACUUAUGGGAACUUAACAUCAAUCAAUCUUGGGAAUAAUUUAUUUUCUGGUCGAAUUCCACUGCAAUAUGGAGAAAAGGUGGGAGGCUCAUGGAGAAGCUUGUACCUGGAUCACAAUUUUCUGGAGGGAGGACUGCCACCAGAGUUCGGCAGUAGAGCACUGAGGAUCAGGGGAAGUCUUGCACAAAACUGCCUAAGAUGUCCACUGAACAAUUCCUUGUGUCAUGGAGGGCAAAGGGCAGCUUCAGAAUGUGUCGGCCAUAGUGGUGGUGAUAGUGCGUGA